GCGUUCAAUACCCGGAAAACACCGGCGAACGUGAAAAGGGGCUGAAAAAGAAGUAUUCCCCACUUUUGUUUUUGUUUCGAAAGUUUUUUUUAAAUAGGGUGGCGUGCUAUUUUCAAUAAAGGGCAUUCUCUAACAUGAUACAAGCUUUGAAAGGCGUCAGACACAUGGCAUCCAGUUCAGUGAAACAAGCAGUUUCAGAGCUCUCUAUCCCGGUUCCGUGGGGCGAGAUCAGAGGUAAGGUCUGGGGUCCAGAUCAUGGCCAUCCGGUUCUGUGCCUGCACGGCUGGGCGGACAACUGCGGCACAUUCAACACCCUCCUUCCACUUCUACCAAAAGAGUGUAGAUACGUGGCGUUUGACCUGGCGGGUCACGGCCUCUCCUCCCAUCGGCCCGCUGGGGUUCUGUACGCUUUCCCUUCAUACGUGAUGGACGUACGCAGGGUCAUUGACGCUCUGCAGUGGAGCAAAUUCACCAUCAUAGGCCACAGCAUGGGCGGUAACAUAGGCGGCAUGUUCAGCGCUUUGUAUCCUGAGAUGGUGGAGUCCCUCAUCCUGCUCGACUCCUAUGGAUUUUUACCCACUGAUGUGAAAGAAAUGCCCAAAGUGUUGAGGCAGGGUUUGGACGAGAUGCUCCAUUACGAAAAGAAAAUGGAAGACAAGAGGAAAGUUUACACUUACGAGACGGCAGUGGAGAGGCUUCUGUCUGGAAACCGAAGUCUGUCUGUACAGUCGGCAAAAAUCCUCCUGGAGCGAGGUUUGGUGCAAGUGGAGGGAGGGGUGGUGUUCUCUCGAGACUUUCGCAUUAAUCUGAAAAAUAUAGCCCGCAUCAGUUUGGACCAGAGUCUGGAGUUGCAGUCGAAGAUAGCAGCCUCUGUUAUGGUUGUUCUAGCUGGAAGCGGCAUGGAGAAAAUGUUCGCUGAGCCGGAGCAGAAGAAAUUUACAGGAGCGCUUCUUCAGGGCUACAGGGACAGAAAUCACACGGUGGUGACGGUGCCGGGCGAUCACCACGUCCACCUGAACAAUCCCGAAGUGGUCGCUCCUCUGGUUUCAAACUUCCUGCAGGACAAAGUGCUCCCAAACUCAUCAUCAUCAGUGGACUUUCAGGCCCCUAAGUUAUAAUAAACACAAACGAGUUUAAGUUUUUAUACAUAAUCAAUGUCACACUGCUAUUUUUAGUAACUUUAAUUAAAAGUUUGAGCUCUUGCAUUAACCCUAUUACCACCCAUUCGGUGCUUGAAAGUGAGUUAACAUGCAAAUGUCUUUUAAGUUACUAUAGGUUCAGUGCUGGAUGAUAACUAAUGCAUACUGCUACUGUUUAAUUGAGGAACAGUUGCACUGUAUGCCUUUCUUUAACUUCAAGUGGUUUAUAAAUUAUUAAAUGGAGAAUGUUGGGUGAGAAGAUUUUUGCUGAAAAUGCUGUGUCUCAAGAGAGAGCUUUGGAAAAGUACAGACCUUACUGUGCCGUUAUAAUUUGGGUGAGUCAUUAAUCAUUUUCUGCUCUGUAUCAUGAGACAAGGACUUGAAUAAAAACAGAAUACCAAAUAUGUUGCUCAUGUAGAAAGUAAGGACAGUUUUCAAAGCAUUUCUUUCAUAACCCAAACUAAUAAUAAAAACAGAAAAGUAACAGUUACAAACAAGUUUUUUUUGCAUGAUGAAUUGUGACGAUGUAUGAUAUCAUCAUAAUUUAAUGUACAUUCUAAUGGGUAUUUAAAAAUCUAUUUUCAUGGUUCAUCUAUUUCAUGUUUCACUGUAUUUGAGGCUUUUGAGAUUAUUCAGUUCGUCAAUUCUUUAUGUUGACUUAUCUGUGUUGGUAAACCUGUGUGAAGAACAAGUCUUCUGGAAUAAACUUGAUACGAUAAACGGAUAACACCAGCAGGUUGUGAAAAGAAAACCUCUUUUUUUCCAAAGUAGUUGCU
Menidia menidia (Atlantic silverside) is the source of this 1915-nucleotide messenger RNA. Lineage: Eukaryota; Metazoa; Chordata; Actinopteri; Atheriniformes; Atherinopsidae. The record is from the annotation of a GenBank genome assembly.